This is a messenger RNA of Trachymyrmex septentrionalis, 4552 nucleotides long. RefSeq lists its product as uncharacterized. Lineage: Eukaryota; Metazoa; Arthropoda; Insecta; Hymenoptera; Formicidae. The record is from RefSeq and is a predicted model, not a curated record. Gene Ontology annotation, cellular component: plasma membrane. The coding region runs from base 614 to 3343 and encodes 909 amino acids. The transcript is spliced from 4 exons.
CUUUCUCUCCCUCUCUCUCUCUCUCUCUCUCUCUCUCUCUCCCCCCGCUCUUCAUCCCCGGUGUUUCAUAUUCCAUUCUCCGCGACAUGACGCGUUGAUGAUCUACACGCUGCAGCGUAGAACCAACAGCGGCGAUAGUGCUCGUUUGGGACUGGAAACCACCACCGCCGCCGCCGCCGGUGGUGGUCCGUUACGAGAUCAAUUCAAUUCUCGAGGAAUAUCCUUGAAGCGUCUUUCGAAAGCUCUAUGUGCGUCAGUGCGCGAUUAAGAAUCGCGAGGAAAACUGUGCCAGGCGUCGUAGUCCUGGUCGAUACGUCAAGGACGACGAUAAUGUAAAUUCCAGUUCGAAGAACCGGUUCGCUUUGGAAAAGACCUGGUCUGUCCUGAUGAGAGGGAAGAUGGCACACUCGAAGGGUUCCGCGUGGAGGAUAUCGCCUCGGUGAUUUCAAUCGGCAGAACGAGCUCUCCGAAGAUCGGAGUGAUCAGGGUGAAAUCGGAGUAAUCAGGGAGCAUGAGAGUGUUAUGGUAAAGGUAGUUCUCGACGGGAGAGGCAAAUGGAGAUAAGAGGAGAGAAAGCGGAGGUAUUUUGACAGCCUCGGCACUUGUCCCGGGAAUGCCUCGAAUGCCUGUGUUGGUACUCCUCGGUAGCUGGGGCUGGGGAUUUUUCGCCAUAUUCCUCCUGCUUCUGGCCACCCCCAGUCCCGCUGCCGUUCGCAGAGCGGACCGAGGCCACUGCAACAAGACAGUGGACAUUUACGAAGAUGUGUCGAGCCCGGCGGUGACCCCAGCAAAUUGGGGUAAGCCCCUCUCGUGCUGGUACCGUUUCCGUGCCUUUCGCGGAACACCCCGGGACUGGAUUCUGCGGGUGCGCUUCAAGAAGUUUAAAGUCGGAGUGCUGGAGAACGCUACUACCUGCAGCGGCGGUUAUCUGCAGAUCAUAGACGGCAACACGAAGACAGAGGUGAGCAAUCGCAAGGACCCGGGCGUCUACUGCGGCGAGUCCGAGCAGCCGCAGACCUUCAUCAGUGAGACCAGCUUCGUGCGGGUGAUCUUCCACGCGGACAACUUCACCGAUCAGACGUAUUUCAGUUUUGAUUCGCGUGCCGAGCCGCAGUUCGAGGUGUACCUCAGAUACGGCCAACACCCGGAACUCUAUCCGAAUCGUCGCGGCGAGGUCGUACCAGGCAGUUACUGCGAGCGCGUCUUCAAGGACUGCCGGCUGCAAACGUGCUACGUACAGAGCCCGGCUUAUCCCGGGAUUUAUCCGCGCGCGUUGCACUGCAAAUAUCGUCUGAACACCCGACUGCCCUUCAUCAAGCUCUACAUCGAGAACGAGGAGUUCAACAUCGACGGUCAACGUUGCGAGAAUAUCAUGACGUGUCCGAUGCGGCCGAUCAGUUCCGGCUCGGAGCACUGCCCGUACGAUUAUAUACGCGUGUACGACGGUAAGAAUGAGAGUAGCCCGGUGAUCGGCACUUUCUGCGGUAUGGGCAAAUUCCCGUACAGCAUCAUUGGCACCAGUGAGGAUCUUUACGUCGAGUUCGUGUCGUCGCCGGCUGGCCCGUUGCUCAACACCGGUUUUCACUUCAACGUGGGCAACUGGCCCGGUCACGUAGAGACCGCGGGUGUUAAAAACGGCAGUUGCGACUGGCUGCUGAACAGCGAAUCUCUCGUGAGUGGUAACGAGGGUAUCUUUCUAUCGGUCGCGCACUGGUACCCGCCACACACCAGUUGCACCUAUUUGCUACGCGGUCGACCCGGCGAGAUCGCUCGUCUUUAUUUCCCCAGCUUUCGCGUGAACCGUAUCGAGUCGCCGAUUCAGCCCUACGACGGCGAUUGCGGUGAGAGCCUGACGCUCUACGACGCCGACUGGCCGGACGAUGCUCGUAUCAUCAAGACCUUCUGCGACACUUUCAGCAAACCGAUGGAGAAGCACGACUUCGUCUCGACGUCGAACGCUCUGUUCGUGCGAUUCGAAAGUAAAACUGGCAGUUACUCCGGCAGCUCGCUCUAUUACUGGGCUCAUUAUGACUUCUUCAACGCGACGAGAUUUGGCGAACCCACGCCCGGUACCGAGUGCGACGAAGUAUUCGCGUCGUGGAAGACGCGCUCGGGCCGUCUACGGUCGCCGUUGAACACUUUGGUUUACAAACGACCGGGCGACCCACCCGCUGAUCUGUCCUGCACCUACAGCUUCGUCACGGACAAGCGGCUGUACGCGCGCGUCAUUCUCGUGAUAGAGUCAAUUAACUUCAAGGAGCAUCCGUACGCUCAAUGCGGCCAUUGCUGGGACAGUCGAGUGGAUCGGGUGAUCAUUCGGGAACCUAAUCCGGAUGGUAUCAAGGCGCACUGCCUUUGUCGGAUCAACAACAACGGCACUCCGGCGCCCACGAGCUCGUCGCCGGCACCGCGGCCGCCUGUUCUCAGAGUCGUCUCCCGGGGCGAGAGGUUGGAUCUGAAGCUGCUGGUGGACGGUGCGCACGCGGCGUCGAGUUAUUUCAAGUGGCCCGCGCCGCUCUUCGAGGCGAGAUACGAGUUCGCGCAUAGCCCUUUAUGCGGACCGGCGCUUCUGCCACCCGCCACCGACGGCGAGAUCGAGUUUCCGCAUUACGAGGCACUGGGAUACGUCACGCCACCCAGGACCAUCAAAUGUAUCUGGGAGUUGCGGGUGAACCGUGAGCGGGAUCUCUGGCUGCACUUUGACAAGAUCAAAUUCGCAUCGCGCUCCUGCGAGGACGGCAAGCUCGAGAUCUUCCUGCCGGGCAGUGCCGUGCCGUAUCUCGGUAUCUGCGGUGAGAACGUCAGCUACGUGAGAGAGAUGCCAAUCAUCUCAGCGGCGCGUAUCGCGCCGCCGAUAGAUCAUCAGGCGCCGGGCGGCGAUGUCGUCGAGGAAUCGCCGGCUGUGAUCAUACAGUUUACCGGGUCCAUGGCGCCAGCCAGGGCGGCCUUCAAGAUCGCAUGGACUGAGCUCUUUCAUCUACCGAGGGACGGAUCCGGGGCUCUCAACACCGGGAAACUGGAGGACUGCGGCUUCCAGUGUCCCGGCGACGCGGGAUGCAUUCCGUUGAGAUUGGUGUGCAACGGCGUGGUCAACUGUCCCAGUCGCAGCUUGCCCCUGCCGGGUAUCCUGAAUGGCACCUUUUACGAGCCGGACGACGAGUCGGUGGAGACGUGCGGUGGUCCCGUCAGUGGUAAUGGCGGCGGUUUCGCUGGACCCGCCGGCUGGGCUGGCGCAGGUUUGGGCGCCGGUCUCGCCAUUCUUCUGGGUCUCGCGUGUUUCAUCGCCAUGUGCAGGCUUUGCAGAGGACGAUCGCGCUCCAGGGACAUACACGUGCCCUAUUAAGAGGCGCGAUCGUGCCUCUACUUCUGCGGGUAUACGCACAAAUUCGGAGAACACAGAGGUCUAAGAAACGAAUUUAUCACCUAAUUAACAUUCUUUCUUUAUACUCGCAUGUACGUACGUUUGUAUACAUACGUAGAUGCAUAAACGUCUAAUGUAAUAAAUCUUUAUUCCUGGAGAAACACUGCAAAUAUAACGAUGCGAGAGAGAAAGAAAGAGAGAGAGAGAGAGAGAGAUGUUCUUGUGGCGUUUGAACUUUUUAAACGUCCCUCAAAUGUCUUUCAGCCGCAUUAGCAUUGCUAAUUUUGGUUAAAUAAAUUGUAUGUCUCUAACUAUAUCAUAGAUAAGAUUGUAAUCUAGAGAAGAAUAGAGUCCCUAAGGCAAGCUUAUUUAACCUGUCGAGACCGUCGGUGCCCUUGUGUUUCAGACCUCUGUGUUGUUUGAAAAAAAUCGAUAGAAAUGGUUCUCCUUCUCAAGCCUCAUCGAGGUGUGUCGGAAGAUGUUUUUCCAUACUGCUCCAAACGACAGAUCCGACAAAUUACAAAUAAUUCUCUCAAUGUGAUGCUUCCGGGUCUAAUGAACGUCGAGUUUGCUCGACGAUUAAUUGCGUGAGAGACUCUUGAUUCCGGAUCUUUACUACUCUGUUGUAUCGCGGUGUUCAAGUUAUUACACUACCGUCUCUGUCAACGCCAAUCGCCCACCCCACGUUCAUUACACUCUGUCGGUCUUCUAUAGUUACACUCUUUACGGAACUCUAAUGAUCCAUACAUUAUCCUUCUCUUACAGCGACGACGAAAUUCUAAGCAAAACUGUAUUUGCCACUGCCGCGUUAUACACUCGUCGUAUUGUCAUCGCGUCUUCUCUACGCACACUGCCAUAGACAUAGAACUUCAUGCAUAGCUCUCUCAUCUCGAUCGUUCUCAUACGAUGUCAUACGUCGUUUGCGAGAACUGUCGUAGACUUGUAGCGAUCGGAUUAUUUCUGUCGCUGAUUGUACGAGCGGCGAUAGCUUCAUUUCUAGCGAUAGCAAGACAUCUACGAGACAGUAGCUUCAACGAUACGUAGAAAAUGUUUUUAUACUUUUAUUAUAUCUCGUUUCCUCUAAUCUAAUUAUAGAAUCUUAUCGAUAAUCAGCAUCGAAGUAUCUGACAAUAAUGAGUUCGAAACGCAAAAGGAAAAAAAGAAAGAUUAUACGUGAAUUAGAUUAUACGU